Sebastes umbrosus (honeycomb rockfish) is the source of this 2149-nucleotide messenger RNA. Its product is annotated as natterin-3-like. Bases 158 to 1318 code for a protein of 386 amino acids. The transcript is spliced from 3 exons. NCBI's taxonomy places the organism in Eukaryota, Metazoa, Chordata, Actinopteri, Perciformes, Sebastidae. The record is from RefSeq and is a predicted model, not a curated record.
CCCAGUUAGUCAGUUUGGCAAAGCUGUGUGCCUCAUGCCUUUGCUUUCUAUGUUACUUGUUUCGUGGAGCCCUGUCAACAGAUACCUAUCAGCCUGACCCUCUGCCUGAUCCCUGGACUUCUGACCCUUGUGACUCUGAAGCUGAGUGUUGCUGAUAAUGGCCCAGAUACCAGCUCCGUCCUCAGCCAGCCUAAACAGCUGUGAGGAGAAAGACGACGAACCAGUCCUGUUACUGAACCCAAGUCUGGAGGACAAGGUUCCUCAAAUCACUGCUUACGAAUCGACAAAUCAAGCUAUUACGGCUAUAAGAGCAGUUGUUCUCAAAGGGGUUGAGAACGAGCUGAACCGGUCUUCCUCGUUCAACUUUGAUCAAACCAACCUGGAGUGGCAGACCUUUGAUGGCUCUCUCCCCAAUGGAGCAGUUUCAAUCUACAACGGAUACGUUGGACGCACUGACUACGUUGCCAAAUAUGGGAACGAGGCUGGCUUCUACAACCCUGACAAAGGUCCAAUCUGCCACGCCUAUAGAAAUAAAGAGCUUCCUGGCUCCCCAUUUGAGAUCCUGGUGAACAAAGACAACUUUGAGUCUUUGGAAUGGAAAGAUGGCUCCUAUGGUUCAGUGCCUCCGAAUUCAGUCAAGACCUGCUCCAGUAAAGACAUAUAUGUUGGGAAGAACAAGUACGGUCUUGGGAAGGUGCAUGUUAAAGAUAAGGUCUUCUACCUUCCCUGGGAAGGUUAUGAGUAUUGGUACAGAACCUACCAGGUCCUGACCUUUAACUCAGAUGUAAUCAGCGAGAACAUAUCUGAUGUUAAGUAUAAGACUGAUGGGGUUAAAAUCAUUGAGUAUCCUCCAGAGACCAUGGACAAAUCUACCAUCAACAACAAUGGCCGCAGGUUAGUGACAGGGACAGCCACCCUCUCAAAGACAACUCAAGUGGAGCAAAGGUGGGACACCAGCUUUUCCAUCACACUGGGCGUCAAGACUACCAUCACUGCUGGAAUCCCCGCAAUUUUCUCUGCAGGUAUCGAGUUAAGCGCGGCGACAACCUUCCAGUUCACCAAGGGGACCACUCAUAUUGAGUCGAAAACCUACGCUCUAUCUGUUAACUACAAAAUCCCAGGAAACCACUCCUGCACUGUCAGAAUGCUGGCAUAUAAGUACGGGGCAGACAUCCCUUACACUGCACGGGUCUGCCGCACCUACAGGAACGGGGAGACCACAUGGACGUCCAUCUCGGGGACCUACAAUAGUGUCAAAGUUGCAGAAGUCCAGGCUUUUGUGGAUCCCUGUGAACCUCUACCUAUUGCCAUGUAUUGAUCCCGAGGGAAAUCCCGGGGGACAAAGGCUUUCCUGAGUCUGUCUGUGGAGCACUUGGGAAGCAGUAGCCUGCCGCUAAACGAGCUCCUCUGUUUGGUGAUGACGGCGUGCAGAGGAUGGCUGGCGUUGUCCAGUAUGGCCAGCAGUCUGUUGAGUGUUCUUUCCUCUGCCACCGUCACCAGAGAGUCGAGCUCCAUGCCGACCACAGAGCCGACCCGCCUGAUCAGCUUGUUUAUUAUAUGUAUCAGCUUGUUUAUUGUAUGUAUCAGCGUGUUUAUUAUAUGUAUCAGUGUGUUUAUUAUAUGUAUCAGCUUGUUUAUUGUAUGUAUCAGCGUGUUUAUUAUAUGUAUCAGUGUGUUUAUUAUAUGUAUCAGCUUGUUUAUUGUAUGUAUCAGCGUGUUUAUUAUAUGUAUCAGCGUGUUUAUUAUAUGUAUCAGCUUGUUUAUUGUAUGUAUCAGCGUGUUUAUUAUAUGUAUCAGCGUGUUUAUUAUAUGUAUCAGCUUGUUUAUUAUAUAUCAGCGUGUUUAUUAUAUGUAUCAGCUUGUUUAUUAUAUAUUAGCUUGUUUAUUAUAUGUAUCAGCGUGUUUAUUAUAUGUAUCAGCGUGUUUAUUAUAUGUAUCAGCUUGUUUAUUAUAUGUAUCAGCUUGUUUAUUAUAUAUUAGCUUGUUUAUUAUGUAUACGUAACAUUAUUACGUAAUACAUAACAUUAUUAACAUCAUUUAUUAUGUAUUACGUAACAUUGUAUAGAAAAGCUAAAACAAUAUAAACCUGCUUUUAUGUUUUAUAUGCCUUAAUGUAUUCUAUAAGACAAUAAAACUACUUGGCAUUUAA